GUUGUUCAAUAUUUCAGUUCAGUUUAUUGUACUCGCGGCCUGAGGUCCAUAUACCAUAUGGCGUUCAAGGUGUGUUUAUCACAACGCUAAAAUGUUUUCGGUUUUGGAGCGUUUCGCCCGAAAGCGCAGUGGGAGGACCUGACCCCGGGCGCCCACACGGCCCACACGACAAUCACAGAGUCCGACGAGGAAGUGACUUUUUGGUGAUUCAAGACCAGAUAAAGGAUUGUGAUGUCACGUGUUACGGUAGAGGACGCCGGUGGCGACACUCUCUUUCAAAUAGAGCACAACGGUAACCUGUACCCAAACUUCCCCAACAUCAACUCCAUCACCAACAUCCACAACCUUCCCAUCAGAGACGAUGACAUCUUCAUCUGUGCUUACCCGAAAUCAGGCACACACUGGGUCUGGGAGGUGACUCGACUUCUUGUAACUGGACAAACAGUUCAGGACAAUGUUGAGAAGGGAGCAGGCAUGAUUGAGUACAUGCCACAGGAGGAUGUGACGUCACUUCCGUCUCCCAGAAUUCUCAACAGCCAUUUCAAGCUGAAGCUGCUUCCGCAGGACAUUCUCAAGAAAAGAUGUAAAAUCUUGUAUGUGAUGCGGAAUCCUAAGGACAUCGUGGUCUCCUAUUAUAAUUUUAUGCGAGGUCUGCCCCACUACAAGUACACCGGCAAAUGGGAGAACUACAUGCAGUAUUUUAUUCUUGGUAAAUUUUCCUACGGAUCCUGGUUCGACUACGUCCUCGAGUUCGAGGACAUGAAGAGGUCUCAUCCCGAUCUGCCGGUACUCACCCUCCAUUACGAGGACUUGAAGGAGGACCCUCUACGUGAGAUUAAGAGAGUGAACGAAUUCCUGGAAACAGGUCGUAGUGCAGAGUUCCUACUGGAGGCGAUUGAGGUCGCCAGCUUCGGCAACAUGAAACAAAAGAAAUCCAAUCAAGUGACCUACAGGAAAGGUGUGGUUGGCGACUGGAAGAACUGGUUCACUGUGGCUCAGAAUGAAUGGUUUGAUCAGCUGUACCAGGAGAAGAUGGCCGAUUCUGACAUCAAAGUUAGAUUUACGUUACCGUAGCUCCAGCAGAACUUUACAUGGUACCUUUAUGUCCUCCAUGUUACAAUUAUUCUCAGGUACACAGAUCUUACAGCAUGGUGGAGGUACAAGCAAGCUUGUCCCCUACCAGAACCUGAUCAUAAUCAACCUUGCCACUCUUCUGUCGAUACAAAACGUCAACCUGAUUGCAUUGAUCAUUUCCCUGGAGACACGAGGAUGUACACAAGUUAAACCUUGUCUGGACAUGCGUGAUGUCGUGAAAAAGUGACAUUUUGUCAGAUUGUAAUAUAUGUGUUGUUUUAA
Molecule: messenger RNA, 1356 nt
Organism: Haliotis rubra (blacklip abalone)
Lineage: Eukaryota; Metazoa; Mollusca; Gastropoda; Lepetellida; Haliotidae
Product: sulfotransferase 1A1-like
Exons: 6
Coding region: 232-1074 (280 amino acids)
Biological process (GO): sulfation
Cellular component (GO): cytoplasm
Molecular function (GO): sulfotransferase activity
Source: RefSeq, a predicted model, not a curated record